Microdochium trichocladiopsis is the source of this 2064-nucleotide messenger RNA. RefSeq lists its product as uncharacterized. The transcript has 2 exons. Lineage: Eukaryota; Fungi; Ascomycota; Sordariomycetes; Xylariales; Microdochiaceae. The coding region runs from base 151 to 2064 and encodes 637 amino acids. The record is from RefSeq and is a predicted model, not a curated record.
ACGGGCAGGCCCAAUGAGGUAACUCGUUCUGGGCCUGUUUCGAACGUCUACCAGCAUCGCCCUUUCGUCUCGUCCUUUUCUCUCAAGACUUGUCUCUUUGAGAUUCAGUCUGCACCACCGACUCCGCCUCCACCACCAUACCAUCACACCAUGUUGAGACCAUCGUCCUCGGAUGGGCUGCGCUCGGAGAGUGACACCAUCGACAGCUUCAGAGUCGACAAGAAGAGACUAGACAAGCGCAUAUCGCGGGACGAUUCCUGGAUAGUUACGGGCAAAGCCGGAGCUCGAACUCGACAAUACAUUCCUCCUCGGGGACUGCCAACGCCAGAGGCGAGCCCAACAUCGAAUUAUGUCGAGCCUCUCAUUGUGCCCACGCCAUGGGCACCCACUCCCCGAGAAGAACAGAUCGGGAUGGCGUUGGGGAGCCCUUCCCUAGUCCCGCCGUGGAACACUUCUGCGUCUCGCAAUCCGGCUGGCACGGGCAGCCCGGCCAUAGUUUCUCCGUUUACGGGAGCCGUGGAUGGGCCGUCGCCCGGUGGGCCGACUCCGAGGAAGGGCUCUGGCAAGUGGAAGAUCUUUGGGAUGUUUGGUCGAAAAGCAGCAGAUACCAGCGCCCAAGGUACCUCCCCAGUUCCAAGCCAGAGUGAUUUUGGAACACCCAGAACACGGACAGAUUUAUACGAACCAUCUACGCCGGGGGAUAUUCGGAGCAAGCCACCAAUCAGCCGAUCUCAGACAAUGCCGUCCCCGCGCGAGUUCGGCAAGGAGACCAAGAGACGGCCUUCAAUGUCGAGGAUGCGAAAGCCAAAAACGAACGACCUGGCCCCGCCAAUGCCAUCGCCAUACGGAAACAGCAACAACAACAGCAGUAGCAGCGUGAUCACCCCAGCUGUGGGCCAGAGUGGCUUCCUUGAUGUGAACAUUCCUAGUAUCGAGAUGGAGAGAUAUAGCAUCAUGUUUGAGAAGGUGUUGAAUCCUCAACGCGUCUCACUCUUGUCCCGGAGACAAGGUGCUCUAGAGCAGCUCAAGACUGCUGGCGAGGUCAAGAACAAUUUCAAGAAACAGACAAUCUCUCAACCCAUCCGUCGAGCCACUUCACCAAGCACAACCUCGCACGCUAGGUCGCCAUCCUUCACACUGUUUCCUCAGAGUACCACCCCACGGAGGACGGGACCAACAGGCAGCCAAAUGUUGUCACCGGAGAUGGCAAGAGCACGCUCAAACACAUCACCUGCUCAUCUGCCCUCGCCAACAAAAACGACUUUUGACCAACCGCCCUCGGAAUUGAAGGGAGCUGGAACGGAAGGUGCCCCGACGUUGACGUAUAACCACUUGCGAGACACCCCGCAAAACGGAAAACUCACGAUAGCGUCAUUGGCUCGAGCCCGCGGGGACCACAGGCAUCCGCCACGGACAUCUUAUUUUGUCGGUGAACCGAGCCCGAUCAUGGAAUCGCCCAUGGAGAUGGAGACGCCAACUGGACAGGCCGGCUCGAAAUCUGGCGGGCAAGUUCCGAAGCCGAGUGCGUACGAGCUCUCAAGACAGAUGGCAGCGGCACAAGCGCAGACAACGCCAACUGCAGCCAUCAAGGCUCAUGCGGCCAGCGCAUCCACAGCGUCUUUAACCUCUGCAUCUGCCUCAUCGGCCGGCGGGCAUGCAGCCAACUCAUCGAUAUCUUCUGCGCAGACAUAUCGCACCUUGAACUCGCAGAUCUCCUUGUACACGGACACGGACGUGGACGAGACAGACCCGAUGGUCAUUGGCGGGGGUCGUGAGAUGACACCAGCAGAAGUUUCUAUCGCUCGCCAGAUCUCUCUGUCGAGGCAGCAGCGCAAGAAAUUUCAGCCGACCCUCACCGUUGCCUCGACGCAGAACAAGGUUGGCCGGACCUCCUCGAAGCCAAGGAUACAGACCGACCAAAUUGAGAGUGCCCGCAUGGUAACCCCCAAGACGGCUACGCCAACGCUCGUGGUCCCCGAGGAUCCCCUGCACUCUCCCUACGCCACUCCUCUCGGUGUUGCGAGAAGCCGCAAGAGCGAAAGAAUCAUCAUUGAUGCUACGUAG